UUUUUUUAAACUUUUUUAGCAAGCCAUGAAAAAGCACAUCAAAAUUUAAAACAAGCGGAGUUAGAUACCUCAGCUCUUGACACAGAUCAUGAUGAACAAAUUUCUAUGUCAAAAAAGCGGCGAAAAAAUUUUUCAUUGUCUAAUGAAGAACAUAUUGAGGACAAUCAUACAAAGCUUAAAUGUCCGAAUGUUCCACCAGGACUGGCAAACCCUUUAGUAAAAUCACUUGUUCAGCCUAAUAAGCUCACAUUUCAUCCUAGGCUAAGAAAUACCAAUAAUACAACUAAACCGUUUCAGGCAGUAGUAUCAAAUACAAUUUCAGGGGAGAAUAUAAUAAUGGAUUCAUCAGCAAGUUGUGAGAUCGCUUUCCCAGAAAAAAGAAAUCAGGAGUUAAAUAUGUCUGAUGAAGAAAAUGAAGAUUUCACGAUACAUUCUUGCACAGCUAAAUCACCAGAAACUGACAAUUUGAUUGAUCAAGCUCAGCCAAAUUUUAGUUUGUAUUCCCAAUUUAAAAGCAUCACUAAUUCAUCUCCGUCAACCCCAAAUGCAAUCUCAGGAAUACUUCCAAAAGAUCUGCAUGUGAUUCUAAGCAGACUUGCAUCAAUAGAGACAAAGCAGGCCAUGCAUUCACAAAUUUUGAAUUCAAUCCUUAAUGCUGUAACUCAGCAUAAAAGUUAUGAUACUUUGCCUGAAGGCAUAAAUCUUCCUCUUGAUUGUAUACAAGAAUUAAAAGAUUUUGAUGAGAAACUAAAAGAAAAUAGCACUUUCAAGUUAUUAGUUAAUCAUCUUGCUCAAAUUGGUGGAAGAAAUAUUGGUGAUACAACGCGUAGAUUGUUAAGAACACUUUUCUCAAAAGGGUUAUCGUUGCAAUUAAACUUUGCCGGUAGGAGUGGAAAAGUUGGAAUCGGCAACAUGAAAAUAACUUCUCUUAUUGUCAGUGUUGUUAAGAAGAACAAGUUAUUGAGUGACGUCACUACUUCAAGAGUUGAACAACUUGUAAAGAUUUGGCUUAGGCAGUCCUGCGACCGCGAAGGAGGCAGAAAUGAUCCAGAACGAGGGAGUAAACGAUCACUCCAAAAAAAUUUAAUUCGAGACAAUCAAUUGUUAUAACUUAUAGUAAAAAUUAUAUAGUUUAACGGUUUAUUCUGAUGAAAUAUUUAAGCAUACGUUAA
Messenger RNA from Hydra vulgaris (swiftwater hydra), 1172 nucleotides. The record is from RefSeq and is a predicted model, not a curated record. NCBI's taxonomy places the organism in Eukaryota, Metazoa, Cnidaria, Hydrozoa, Anthoathecata, Hydridae.